Mus musculus (house mouse) is the source of this 1788-nucleotide messenger RNA. It is a transcript of the gene Gpt, whose product is annotated as glutamic pyruvic transaminase, soluble. NCBI's taxonomy places the organism in Eukaryota, Metazoa, Chordata, Mammalia, Rodentia, Muridae. The record is from RefSeq and is marked validated. Bases 133 to 1623 code for a protein of 496 amino acids. Gene Ontology annotation, molecular function: transaminase activity; L-alanine:2-oxoglutarate transaminase activity; pyridoxal phosphate binding. Gene Ontology annotation, biological process: L-alanine catabolic process. Gene Ontology annotation, cellular component: cytoplasm. The transcript has 11 exons.
CCCUUUCAGUAGGGCCAGAAGGCUGCCGUGGAGAGGGUGGUGCCUUACCUCACGCAGACUCCCCAUUCCCAGCCCUGCUCCCCAACUGGACCCUUCUUCUUGAGCCAGCAUUCUUGCCUGCUUUGAGCAGCCAUGGCCUCACAAAGGAAUGACCGGAUCCAGGCUUCAAGGAAUGGACUGAAGGGGAAGGUGCUAACUCUGGAUACCAUGAACCCAUGUGUGCGGAGGGUGGAGUAUGCAGUCCGAGGCCCCAUCGUGCAACGUGCCUUGGAGCUGGAGCAGGAGCUGCGCCAGGGUGUGAAGAAGCCUUUUACUGAGGUUAUCCGUGCCAAUAUUGGGGAUGCACAAGCCAUGGGGCAGAGACCCAUCACCUUCUUCCGCCAGGUCCUGGCCCUCUGUGUCUACCCCAAUCUUCUGAGCAGUCCGGACUUCCCAGAGGAUGCCAAGAGAAGGGCAGAACGCAUCUUGCAGGCAUGCGGGGGCCACAGCCUGGGUGCCUAUAGCAUUAGCUCUGGAAUCCAGCCGAUUCGGGAGGAUGUGGCGCAAUAUAUUGAGAGGAGAGACGGAGGCAUCCCUGCAGACCCGAACAACAUAUUUCUGUCCACAGGGGCCAGCGAUGCCAUCGUGACCAUGCUCAAGCUGCUGGUAGCCGGCGAGGGCCGUGCGCGAACCGGUGUACUCAUUCCCAUUCCUCAGUACCCACUGUACUCAGCUGCGCUGGCUGAGCUGGACGCCGUGCAAGUGGACUACUACCUGGACGAAGAGCGCGCCUGGGCUCUUGACAUCGCUGAGCUGCGGCGCGCUCUGUGCCAGGCACGUGACCGCUGCUGCCCUCGAGUACUAUGCGUCAUCAACCCCGGCAACCCCACGGGGCAGGUGCAGACCCGUGAAUGCAUCGAGGCCGUAAUCCGCUUUGCUUUCGAAGAGGGACUCUUCCUGAUGGCUGAUGAGGUAUACCAAGACAAUGUAUAUGCUGAGGGCUCUCAGUUCCAUUCAUUCAAGAAGGUGCUCACGGAGAUGGGGCCACCAUAUGCCACGCAGCAGGAGCUCGCGUCUUUCCACUCAGUCUCUAAGGGCUACAUGGGCGAGUGCGGGUUUCGUGGUGGCUAUGUGGAAGUGGUAAACAUGGAUGCCGAGGUGCAGAAACAGAUGGCGAAACUGAUGAGCGUGCGGUUGUGUCCACCAGUGCCGGGCCAGGCUUUGAUGGGCAUGGUGGUCAGUCCGCCAACCCCCUCGGAGCCGUCCUUCAAGCAGUUUCAAGCAGAGAGGCAGGAGGUGCUGGCUGAACUGGCAGCCAAGGCUAAACUCACGGAGCAGGUCUUCAACGAGGCCCCCGGGAUCCGCUGCAACCCGGUGCAGGGCGCUAUGUAUUCCUUCCCUCAAAUUCAGCUGCCUUUGAAAGCAGUGCAGCGUGCGCAGGACCUGGGCCUGGCCCCUGACAUGUUCUUCUGUCUGUGCCUCCUGGAAGAGACUGGCAUCUGCGUUGUGCCUGGGAGUGGCUUUGGGCAGCAGGAGGGCACCUAUCAUUUCCGGAUGACCAUUCUGCCCCCCAUGGAGAAACUGCGGGUGCUGCUGGAGAAACUGAGGCACUUCCAUGCUAAAUUCACUCAUGAGUACUCCUGAAGCCACUGCUAGGGCCACACUGGAUGCUCUCUGACUCAACAAACUGAGGGUCCUUGGGAGCCCUCACUAUUUCUGAUUUUGCAUAGGGUCUGGGUACUUGUCCCUGCAGGUCCCUAAUAAAGCUGGGUGUAGGCCUGAUUUGAGGUGGCUGCCUGGGUGACCCCA